AUGCAUAGUUGAUUAGCAGCAGAUUAGACAUUAGCUUUUCAAAGUUCCUUGACAUACCUCGAGCCUCGCGUGAUGCUCGAGGACAUCUAGUUGCAUUAAUUUCGCGAAACACACAGUGUCGGUGAGAGCGCAUCGAAGGGAUCACAGUUUCCAGUGCUGCGCGCCAAGACAUUUUGCGCGCGUACUGGCGUACUGAGUACUGCGUGUGUUUGUGUUUGCGUUGUGCGAGUGUCACCCCGCAAUAAUGCCGCGCUGCUGUUGCGUGCCGCUGUGCAGGUCAAACGCCAAGAAAACGCCGCACUGUCGGCUUCCACGAGUUUCCGGUGGACGUGAAACGUCGCGAAGCGUGGCUUCGCAACAUUUCCAGGGACGGGCACGGCGGUAGAGGUACGAAGUGGAUGCCGAGUGACACCUCUCUAGUCUGUUCCCAACACUUCAGGCAACAGGACUACAAGGCGGACGCCAAGAUUAGGAUACUGUUACCGAACGCCGUGCCCACGGUGUUUCCGCCCUAUCCGGGCAAGAAAGCCGUCGCGACGGCCAGAAAGCGAUUGCAACCGGAACAAACCCGGAAUCACAGCAAGCAGGUGAAACGGGCUAGCGACGUAGCUUCGCUGAAGUACACCGCCAACCAGAACGGCAUGCUUCAGGCCUGCGGUACAUCUAACCGGGCUGCCGCGCAGCAAGCGGUCGAAAACGGCGACGGAAGCGUCAAAGACGAGUCGUGUCAGACGCCUUUCGGGUUUGACGCGAACGAAACGACGCGACGCCUCCGAGCGAAAGUCGCCCACCUUCAGGAAGUAACGCGGAGGCUGCAGUGCAAGCUCGACGAAGCCGAAGAGAGAGCUGAGUUCUACGAGAACAACAAGGACAUUGACUGUUUCAUGAAGGUCAUUGACGCCGCCGCCCUCGGUGACGAGACGGCGGAGUUCAUUGUCAACGAGGUGUACAGUUUUCACGAAGACACCAAACUAAUAUGACACCGUUCUCUGAAUACUUGCGACUUUGGUAGUGCCUGUGCGUGCGAGGGGCAGGAAUUAGUUUUAAGCUGUCACGCCCUGCCAGUGUCACAAAGAUAUGCCGGGCCACUACAAGAGUCGCCUUACUAAUAAAAGAGCAUCUGUGCGACGUUCAAAAAAAAAAAAAAGAUCACGUCAUUGUUGACGAGGCAACUACUGCAGGAAAGCGAUGAGUGGCUAACAGGAGCAAGAUAUUCUGUCUUGAGAUGUACAAGACAGCUUCAGUCCCACAAGCGACUUGCCAUUCAUAUUGAGCAGCUUGCCAGUGACACACAUGAUGCAGUUUUAUGCCUGAAGAACUAUUGAAUGUUUUCUUACAAUGAAAGUGUUGAGAGCAAUUUAUGGCAGGCAUGUUGACAGUAACCCGACUUUCAAACCUUGAAACAAACUUUGCACCUCUCUAAUGCUUCAACGAGCUCAACACUGCACCCGUGCAAAACAACAACAUUGUGUUCCUUUACUUUUUUUUAAUUUAAUGUGGUACAAGGAUGACAGAACAAAUUUUCUUGAAAGAAAGUUGAUGGAUGGUCGAGAAGCGAUUUGAGAAGUGUUGUGGUGCGAGAAGCAGCAUAGAUGUGGACUCAUUUACACGUUGCAGCGGAAGCGUACCUAAUGCGGCCCUUUUGUGGAUUCCGGUGACUUUUUGAUGAUGAAUGUGGCCAGGGCGACCUAAGCUUCCUCGCCGAUACAUGAAUAAUCAUAAGAACAGAGAUCUAUUUGCGUUGAAGAACUUUGAGGUGUGAAGUGGUGUGCCCUACACGGUAUCGGCAGCCACACUUUGCAGCCGACACAUCGCAAGGACUGAAAGAAGAGUUUUUCAUCGCUACAAAUUAUGAUUGAUUUUCAUGGCUGGAAGCGUGGUUUAUCAUCUUGAAAACGUCCUGGCUCCAAAUCGACAAACUGUCGAAAACAAAGCAUACAAGACAACACUGCCAAAGUACCGCCUGACAGAGGCACUUAUCGAGUGCCUUUUUGAUCACGACAAGUACAGUACAAGGAUCGGCGUGCAGCUCCAGAAACAAUUGAUGGGACUGUACAGACUAAUCAAGGACAUGACUACGGUCACAUGAACUGUUCAAGAAUAGCGAUGAUAUAAAUUUGUUUAUUGAUAGUGCAUUUGUGAACAAAAUGAAGAAGUAUGCGCAAGUAAAAAGUGAUAUAG
Molecule: messenger RNA, 2181 nt
Organism: Rhipicephalus sanguineus (brown dog tick)
Lineage: Eukaryota; Metazoa; Arthropoda; Arachnida; Ixodida; Ixodidae
Exons: 2
Coding region: 399-980 (193 amino acids)
Source: RefSeq, a predicted model, not a curated record